Melanotaenia boesemani (Boeseman's rainbowfish) is the source of this 1181-nucleotide messenger RNA. RefSeq names its product tetratricopeptide repeat domain 1 (gene ttc1). NCBI's taxonomy places the organism in Eukaryota, Metazoa, Chordata, Actinopteri, Atheriniformes, Melanotaeniidae. The transcript has 9 exons. Bases 1 to 1059 code for a protein of 352 amino acids. The record is from RefSeq and is a predicted model, not a curated record. Gene Ontology annotation, molecular function: protein binding.
AUGGCGUCUCCAUGUUCAGUCUUCACCAAUAAGAAGAAGAAGAAGAAGAAGAAGAAGAAGAAGAAGAAGAAGAAGAAGAAGAAGAAGAAGAAGAAGAAGAAGAAGACGACCUCUGACCCGGAAGAGAAGCGUGUUGGGCAGACGUACUGGUGUUUACAGAGCAUCAGGAUGAGCAGCCGAGCAGCUGUAAAAGCCCAAAGAAAGGAGGAGGAGGAGCAGGAGGAAGACUUCUUUGACUGUCAGGAGACUCUGGGGCAUCCUGAACUCAGAGAGGAAGAGGGGGAGGACGAAGAGCAAAAGGAGGCGAGAGUCGGCGAGUCAGAAACCCAACAGAACGCUGAAGGUUCAGAAGACAUUCGGACAAACAGACUGAUGGACAGAAGAGAUGCAGAGAGUGAGACGGGAGGAGGACAACAGGAGGAGGAGAUAAAAGAGGAGGUCUGCAGAGAAACGGAGUUUGAUGACGACUACCUGAGGGAGGUGGAGAAAGACUUGACGGAGGAAGAGAAGGAGAGUCGACGGCAGCAAAGUUUAACCCUGAAGGAAGCAGGAAACACACAGUUUAAAGCUGGAGACUGGUCUGAGGCGGAGCACAGUUACACGGAGGCGUUGUCUUUGUGCCCCGUUUGUUUCAGCAGAGAGAGAGCAGUGUUGUUCUCCAACAGAGCUGCUGCAAGACUGCACCAGGAGCUGAAGGAUCAGGCCAUCUCUGACUGUAGCAGAGCGAUAGAUCUGGAUCCAAAUUACCUGCGGGCAUUACUGAGGAGGGCGGAGCUUUAUGAGCAAACUGAGAAAUUGGAUGAAGCUCUGGAGGACUACAAGAAGGUUCUGGAACGAGACCCAAACCACAGCAGUGCCAGGCAGGCCUGUAUAAGGCUGCCUCAGCAGAUUCAAGAGAGAAACGAGAAGUUAAAGGAGGAGAUGAUGAGUAAACUGAAGGACCUGGGCAACAUGGUACUGAGGCCGUUUGGACUCUCCACCAACAACUUCCAGGUGAACCAGGACCCGACCAGCGGCUCCUACUCCAUCAACUUUGUCCAGAACAAUAACAACAGAUGACAUCAUUGUGACAUCACAGCCCUAUUUUAAAGAACCAAACAAUGAUAGCAGGUGAUGUCAUUGUGACAUCAUUCAGCCUAUUUGUAAAUAACAAUAAAGCGUGGAUGAAGCAGCAGGUCCAA